UCCUAUGGCAACCCCCACCCUGUUCAAACCAAAAUUCAGCAGCAAAACAAGCUAUUCCAAGCCCAGAGACUGAAACCAGAAUUCAUGGAUACUUGAUGACAGCUCAAAGAGGCACACUUAGGAUCUCUGGCUGGGCUGAGCUGUGGGAGCUCUGCAGGGGCAAUGGGGAAUUUGUCAAGCUCAGGGCCACCUCCGAGUCCCCACUGUGGCACCUUCAAGAGCCCAAGGGGCAGAGACCUGAACACCAGGAAACCAAGUGCAAUUACUAGAAACUGAAUGAGUGGAAAGCCACUGCACUGUCUGGGGACAGGUCUGCAUCCUUGUCCCCGCAUGGCAUGCCUCCCCUGGCCAGGGUGUGCGUGCCUGGCUAGACACUGACUAUGUACAUAUGUCUCCACGAACUGUGCCCUGUGCAUCCUGGGGUCUGUCAGCCAGAGUGACUUGCAAACGUCCUGCAAUCUGAACCCAAAGUCAAGCCCGUCAUCAAAACCCUCCAGAUCCGUGUGCAGCUGGAUUUGGCAGCUGGCGGCCAGAGAGAGAGGGCUGGAGCCUCACCCACUGUGGAAGGUGGACCCCAGGACCUCAGAUUUACACGGGAGAAGCCCUGGGCUCCCUCACUCUUGUGGGGGUGACACCGUGAAUGGCCCAGAGCCUGACUGUGCCUGGGGCCAUGUACAACGAGGACUGAGAAGUGGACACACACCCCCUUUUAGACCACGCUGUCUUGCAUCUGGGUUGUAAUUUGCAAGGGGCCGGCAAGGAAGGAAUGCUGGGCUGUGGAAUGACCCCUGGAGCACCUGCGGGGAAUGAGGCUCCUUCUGCAGCAGUCUGAGACCAGCUCCCCUGUCUCACAGCCACGGAGAAGGAGGCAGUCCUUCCUGAUCUCAGGAGACUGGCCUCUGAACCAAGCCUCCCAGAAGAACAAAUGGGGCGCAGCCGCCAAGGAGGGCAGGACACCAGCUGGUGGGAGUCCAUCCCAGGAGGGAACCCCGGAGAACAGAAGUUACUUUUUUACUUAUUGUUGCUGUUGUUAUUCUAGGGUGAGCAGUUGGGUGCGGGAGCAUCGUCAGGGGAAGGCGCCUGGGCAUACGACUGUCCUCCCCCAACCUUUUGGAAGCAAGACUUUUGGAAUCAAAAUAGAUCAAGUGAAAUAGAAGGUAGUGAAUGUGAAGGAAAGGAUAGCUGCGUCAGUCGGAAGAAGAAGCCAAAGGCAAAGAUGGAUUGAUCCCAAGGAUGGGAAGAUUCACUGCUCUGUGUUUGUUGGGCUGCAGAAGCAAUUCUAGUGAGAAAAACCCAUGGGAAGAUGAAAAUGACUGAAAUUCAGGCCCGAAGGAAUCAAGGGAGGAGGGAAUCCAACAGAAAAGCUGACAGUUCUCAGAAGGACAAAUCCAAGGAUGAAGAAGGACGUGGAGCUCAGUGCAGAAGGGGCACCCAGCCAGAUGGGGAGGGAUGUCCAGACCAAACCAAAAGAUUAUGGGGCUCUAUGCAAACAUGCACCCGAGACAGAUGAGAAGUGACCGUUCUCUUUUAAAAUCUAAACCCAAAGCACCGCCACACCAGCCCCCAUGACUUUCCCACAUUUGGUAACCAAAAGCAAAUGAACUGAUGUCUUGGCUUCAAAAAAGGAGGCAUCUGAGCCUCCAGGUAGCACUGGGAACGUGGAACCACGCAGUCAGUGAAAAUGAAAAGCACACCUGCUUUCUCUGGGCCCAAGAAGCACAAGGAAGCCUUGCUUUGCUGACUCCGCAGGCAGAAAUCUGGGAGGCACUUGAAGGUCUCUGGGAAGCUGUUCCCACAACACAAAGUGUUCAUCCUCUCCCUGUGGUAGGAGCGUGGUCCUCAUGCCCUCCUGCCCGACGUCUGUCCACUCUGCCCUCCCACUCAGACAAUGGGAUGCGAAUGGCGGUGGCUUAGAAAACAGACCCAUCCGGGUCCACUUUCAGACAGCUACUUCCCUGCAGUGGACGCCGGCCAAGUACUUGCCGCUCCAAGUCUUAAUAUCUUCAUCUGUGGAAUGGGGUGAUAGUCCCCAUGCCCACCUCACAAGAGGUCUCGUGGGGCGCAGCUGGACAGUUAGACCCACAAGACUCUCAGACACUGGCAGGAGGCGCGGCAGGCAGCAUCAGUGCAUCGCUGUGGGAGUCGUCCUCAGCGGAGACCAUCCAGCCCCCUGGAGAUGCUCAGGAUAUUUUCCUGCGCAAUCUGAAGGCAUUGCAGCCACCUCGAAAUCUCCAGAAGGUCUGUGUUGCAAACUCACUCAAUUGUAUUAAGUCUUGGUCCAUGAACUAUGUAUGGGAUGGAGCCAAUGGCUAAAGGACGGACUGAAAAAAGUUUCAGCUACAUUGUCAGAGCCCCCAGCAGCGAUGGGUUUGAUGUAAUGAACGUUGAUGUGAAGAUUGACACGUCCUGGAUCUUCCAGGACGCAGACGAUAGCGACGAGGAGCAGGGAUGUCUUCCAGAAGGAGUAGCCCGAAGCCCAGACCUCCAUACGGGAAGGCUCAGGAAGCAGCUGGAAUCCUCUGAGCAGAAGUUGUUGGCAGCCGUAGACAAGUACGUGAUGUCAGAGUCUGGGCUGAGGAGCAGAAUUCAGGAGCUGGAGCUGUCGGAGAGGAAACUUCUCCAGAAAGUGGACCAGCUGAGCGGCCACGUGUUCCAGGAGAGAAGCGCCUCUGUCCGGGCCCAGGAGAAGCUGGAGGCGCUGCAGGGGGAGCUCGCCAGCCAGGUGCGAGAGAAGGAGCACGCGGCCCGGCGGCAGCGGUGGCGGCUGCGGCGGCUGCGGGAGCGGCUGCGGCGCAAGGACGAGGCGCUGGGGCGGCAGGCGGCGGCCCUGGAGCGCUGCCGGCGGAUCCAGCGGCGCCAGCUGCGCCUGGUGCGCGGGCAGGAGCGCAUCCUGCGGGCGCAGGUGCAGCGGCUGGAGCUGGACGUGCGGCGCCUCUGCCGCGCCGCGGGCCUCCUGCUGGCCGAGCUGGACGCCUCGGCCCCGGGCAGCCCACUACCACCGGGCCCGGCCGGCCGCCCUGGCGUCCCCGAAGAAGCCGCGGAGCUGCGCGCCCUGCGGGCGAGGGCCGAGCGCGACGAGCGCGAGCGGGACGAGGCGGCGCGCCGGCUGCGGGAGCAGCGCGCCACCGAGCGCCGGCUCCGCGGGCAGCUGGAGGAGCUGCGCUGCAGCAUCUACGGGCUGCAGCUGUCGGAGAUCGGCCUGCAGGGCCAGGUGGAGGACCUCGCCCAGCAAAACAGGCGCCUGCGAAAGGAGCUGGGAGCCCAGGCCCCCGGGGAGAGAGCGCUCAGCACUGCUGGUCACGGUAGCCUGGAUGCGCUGGGUCGUGUUCAGGAUGGAUCGCUUCUCCUGCCGAGGGAGGAUGCGCUGGGCGCCUGCGGAAGCCACAGCCGGCAGACCUCCCCCGACUCUGACGGGGCCCCUCCACCAAGGGGCUCAGCAGGCCAGCCCUCCGAGGGGUCCUGCACCUGGGGCUGCAUCGAGGCUGGACAAGGCCCCCCUGCUUUGAUGCCAGGCCCGGAGACGACAGACGAGCUCCCAGGAGACUUUGCAGGCUCUGACUGUGGACAGUUUACUCCAGCUGAGCCCAGCUUGGGUGAACAGACUCUUCUUCUCAUCUGUGGCUGCCCCCCAGGGCAGUGGGUGGACGGCUCACUCCUCCCCGUGGAGCCGGCCUGGAUGUCAGAGCAGAAACUAGCAGCCGCCCCAGCCCAGGAGUCCCUUCUGGUGCAGACGUCCACACGCCCUCCCUGGGGGCAGGCUGGGGACCCAGCUCCCCUGCCGCUGCCACUGCCACUGCUGCUCCUGGAAGCUUCCACAGAAGGACAGCAAGCCCAGCAGGGCCUGGAGGCCAGGCCCCCGCCUGCCCCCUCAGCUUCAGGACACUCCAGCCGGGAUCAUCACCGGGCAAGGAGCCACGAUGCCUCCCUCUGCCAGGAGUCCCCAUGUAUUUCAAGUCACCAAUUUCCCAGGAGAGGGCCCAGGGAUCUAAAAGACCUUUGGAAGGAGGGAGGAGGAGCCCCAGGGUGGAGACCAGAGAUGCAGGGGCUGAGGAUUUGGGGCAGGAAGGAGGAAGACCUCAGUGACAGGUGCCAGCCAUGUCAGGAAAGCUGUGAGAACCUGAGCCUGCAGGAUGGUGUUGGGACCCCAGAGAGCUCGCAGAAUGAGAACGGGGGUCCAGAACCGCAGCCCCCGCCGGAGGCUCUACUGCCUCUUCUGCAGCGGGCGGCCUCGGUGUCAGCGCAGGGUCCUGAAUCCCUGGGCAGGAGGGGGCAGGGGGAAGGGCGUGUCUGGGGCUUGCGAGAAGGAGGGCUGUCAUCAUCCUUAUCAGAGGAGGAGGCCCCGGAAGCCGCCUUCUCCAGCGCUCCGGGCACCAACAGGCCACCUCCCAAAGGUGCUCAGCCCCUUGCUGAGCAGGGCAGAGCCAUCAGGAGAGUUCAGGGCAAGGAGAAAAUCCACGUGUGGUCUGCAAAUGCUCUGCUUCUGCCAGAGGACAGCCCUGAGGACAGCCCUGAGGACGAGGGACAGGAAGAGGAGGAGGAGAAGGUGUUGCAUCUGGAAGGGUCCCGCUCGGGCCACAGGGAUGUCCCGGAGGAGUCUGGCUCCGAGGACUGUGAGGUCCAGGAGACGCGUUUCUUACUGGACGAGGGAGGUUUGUUACCAUCUCCAGGACUGGCCUUAUUGCCAGAGGGGGCGGGACCCACCAGUCACCUCUGGGCUCCAAACGGAGCACACGAUGGGAUGGUGCUCAGGUUGGAGGAAUUUGAAAAGGAGAUGGAGGCUUGUUUCCAGCAACUCUCCAUCCUGAUGCGUGGGAGUGGGGGACGUGGGUGGAACACUUCAUCAUUGGCGGGAGAGAACUGGAGCUUUGCUCGAAGAUGGCCCGGCUGCCGGGAGCACGCUUACCCUCAGCAGGCUUUGGCAAACCAGAGUACGGAUACUUGGUUUGCCAACAACGCAAACCCCAGAGAGUGUAGUGAAGAUGCUAAGCUGGGAAAGACGGAGGCCCUGGGAACCAGCCAAGUUCUUCCUGGGCUGGUGCCUGAUCUGGUCGACUUGAGCCCAGGCCCCCCCGAGGGGCCCUCCGAGCUGGGUCAGUCCGGGCUCCCUCAGCAGCCGAGAACCCUCAAGGGGGUGAGAAGAAGGUUUCGUUGGCUCAUUUCUGGAUUGAAGAAAGAGAGUAGCAAAGUUUUACAUGAUAACGCCAAACUUCAGGGAGAUCAGGAGAGAUGCCACAGAAAACUGCGUAUCCUGGAAAAAGAGAGGGAGAGAAAUGCGAAAAAAAUAUCUGCACUUGAGCAGGAUAAGAGUGUGCUGCUAGGAGACAUCGCUCACUUACGGAGGGAGCUGGACCAGCACGUGCAGGUCAUUUCGGACCUUGAAGACUGCAAUGGGAAAAGUUACUGCAAAAUUUCUGAACUUGAAGAGGAAAACCAAAGACUGAAAAGAGACCUGGGGCAGCUCCAGAAAGCCAUGUCUGCGAGCAUCAGAAAAUCCAAAGGCGGGAUGGGGUGCAUCACCCUGGAAAACUGGGAGCUCAGUGCGCUGACUUCGGAGCUCGGAGUCAGUUACAAAGAGCUGAUAAAGGAUGUAGUUCUGGGAAUAGAAGACAUGAUCCGGGCCUUCAGGGCAGAGAACGAACACCUUCUACGCAGGAUCCGAGUCCUGGAGGGAGAAGUCACUUCAGGGAGCAGCACAGAUGGGGGGCGUUUGGUGGGAGCAGAGGCGUGUCCCCAAGGAAAAAGCACAGUGGUGGUGGACAAGGUGAACGCUGGAGAAAACGGGGUGCAGGUGACUCAGCUUUCAGAGCAACUGACUCUAAGGGUCCCUGGGCCACCCUCGGAGCAGGAAAUGGGUCUGGCUGGAGGGUGGACGGGAACUUGCUCAGGCCUGGAGAAUUCUAGAUGCAGUUCUGAAUCUACUGCUCCAUCACUGGUCUGGGGAGAUGCUCCAGGGUCCAGCGCCCCGCAGGGAAACACUGGUGAGGAAGGAGUGAAGGAGGCGCAUUUGGAGAAAGAGGAUAAGGGACCAUCGUGUUCUGCAGACAGAGGGCGAGCUCUGAGGUCCCCACCCCAUGGCCCCCAGGAGCCGGAGGCUGAGGCCUCCGAGGAGGACCUCAGGCUGAGCAUCAGGCAGCUCCGUCACCAGGCGCUGACCCUGCGGUGCCAGCUCAGGGACCAGGGCUCGGCGCCCCGGCUGCUGCCGGCCUCCCGCGGUGAGGUCGCCCGUCUCCGGGGCCAGCUUGACGAACUUCAGAAAAAGCACCACGAGGCAAAUUUGGCUGUGACGCCUUUGAAGGCCAAGCUGGCUUCUCUGGUCCAGAAAUGCCUGGAGAGGAACCACCUGAUCACACACCUGCUGUGGGAGCUGCACAGACAUGGGGCGGUGAAUCAUCUGCUCUCCGAGAUGGCGCGCAGCAUGGUGAACGACACAGCCCUGGCCGAGUACGCGGCCACCUUCCUGGCUCCCAGGGUCCCAGAGACAAGCCACCACCUGGACGUCGACUCUGAGAAGACAGCAGUUGUAAGAGUUCAGAAGUACCUCCUGAAUCCCGAAAUGGACAGUGUCCUCCAAAGACCUUUGCAUUCAGAGUCCUGGCCUAUUCCUGAGACUGAGUGGCCAGUACAGACAGCUCGACUGGAUUCUUUGAAGUUUCCCGGGCCCUCAGGAACGACGCCUGACCCUGGAAUUUGCCUGGCUGCAGUCCCUGGGGAACCAGGGCUCCCUCUACAAGGUCUGCAGGAACGAGGCGGAAUGACCUGCCCUGUCCUCCAAGCCAACGCCCUCCCGCCAUCCCCCGAACUCCUGAGCCCCGAGAGGAUCCUGACUUUGCACCAAGAGCUUAGACAAAGCAUCAGCCGCAGUUCCCAGAAGCUCACGGAGAAUCUCGCCUUCUCCACGUGCGCGGGGACCUGCCGGCUGCUUGCCUACAGCUCUCGGUCGGAGCAAACAAAGAAAAGAAGACAGCACAGAGCCAAGCACAGCAAGCUGGAAAACAGUCGCACCCCUCCCACCCGACCAGUGGAGCAGAGGUGGCCCCGUGACUCGUGAUGCCUUCCAGGAAGCUGAGCUACCAGCCAAAUGAUCACCUUCCUAUUUCAAGUCACUCUUGAGAACGUCUCUACUCUGUGUGAUACCAACCAGGGGGACAAGAGGGAUGGCUGUUUAACUGUCAGAAGCCCGUCUGUAUUGGCACAGGCUGGUGGCAGGAGCCUAGAGCUGGAGUCCCACAAUCCUGGCUGGCUCGGCCACCCCUACGCUGUGUCCCUGUGCAUUACUAACCUUUUUCGAACUCCCACUUCUUCAUCUGUCUGAGGGGCCUAACACCUUCUUGACAGCUUCGUUCUGAUGACCAAAUGAGCUAGUGGCUGCUCUGAACGCCAAGAUGCCUCCCACGGGUCAGGGAUCAUUGUUGUUUGUAAAAUGUGAUCCCGUCUCCUUUCGCUCACCGUCUCUCAGGGGUGCACUCCGCCGGAAGGACCCAUCACACUUCAGCUCUACGCAGCUGCCACCCAAGAUGGGUGAGGUGGGUGGGGCCUGGCAGAACAAUGGCUUAAAUGAGGCCUUGAUGUU
Molecule: messenger RNA, 7570 nt
Organism: Camelus dromedarius (Arabian camel)
Lineage: Eukaryota; Metazoa; Chordata; Mammalia; Artiodactyla; Camelidae
Gene: C1H4orf50
Product: chromosome 1 C4orf50 homolog
Exons: 15
Coding region: 2288-7048 (1586 amino acids)
Source: RefSeq, a predicted model, not a curated record